GGCCACCCUACCCUCAGCCCCAGUGUGGAUGAGAGCGCCUUGCUCUUAUCCAAUCAUGCCUGGAAUGCUGCUUGCCACUUGGGUUAUUUCUGCUAUCUGUCGCUCCUGGUGCCGCAGUGCUAACGGUUUGGCAGAUGGGACACUUUUUCUUGGAGUUUCUGCUUCCCAUUUCUGACUUGUGGCCGCGCUACCGGGCUCCUAGUUGCUGCUCGCCCUGUGUGUCCCAGCCCCCCGGAUCACCAUGGCCCAUCGGCUUCGGUUUCAUUUUGGCUCUGGUCGCAGCAACACAGCCCCUGAAUCUGAGAUCCUAGACCAGGAGAGAGAAGAGGACUUUUUCAUGGCAUUCCACACGCUGCCCAGGAGGAGCAGCCCGCACCCCUGCUCCCCGCACGGCACAGGGCCUGGUGGAGGCGGAGGAGGCGGCGGAGGCCUGCAGGACGGCGUGGGCGCGCUGAAGCGCAGCUCAUCUAUGUUCAUCCCGCAGCUGCUCACCGGCCUAGACUCCCGGCCCACUCGCAGCUCUUCUGUGCAGAUCUCCCUGCAGCGCAAGGCCACCACACAUGGCGCCACCGACGGGUGUGGGCCGCCCGAUGGCCCGGAGGACAAAGAUGACGAUGGGGACCAGGCCGCAGCUGCCCGGGCCUCCACCCAGAGCAGCGCACAGGAGCCAGUGCAGAGGGGACGCCCUCGGGGGCUCUUCCCCGCCCAGGGCCACUGGAGACUCCUGCCCCCAGAUCAACGGCCACAUAGGCCGCAACAUGCGAGUUCCUUGCCGUGGUGAUAGCGCGGAGGAGGCUGGCCCCGGCCUGCGCAUCCAGCACCGAGCGUCCAGCGCCGAUGUGCGCCAGGUGCGGCUACUGCCCCUUGGUCCAGAUGGCACGUCCGAGCCCCGGCGCUGGUCCCUGCAGCACGUCCCGGAUGCUUCUGGAAGUUCGGGGAAGCGGUGUUUCAUUUUCCAGCUGCAGCAGCCCCAGGUGGGCGGCCUGGGACCCGGUGGUGACUUCAACUUUGGUUUCACGGGGACAAAGGGCAACAGGUUGGUGCGGUACCCCCGCAUCCGGCUAGAAAGGAGCACUUCGUACCCGACCCAGCCGCGGGCCGGAAGAGGGAGCCCCACUGAAGAACGAGCCACCCCGGAGGUGGCGCCUACACCACCACCACCGCCGCCACCACCACCACCACCACGGGCCAGCAGGGUGACCCCAGAGAUCCACAGAACAAACUCGGCAGAGAGGACCCCGCAGGGCCAGGGGUGCAUGUUCAAGAUCAGGCAGGAGCCUAACAUUGGGCAGCAGCAUUUCAGGAUUCUGGUCACCCGAGGACCUGAAGAAGCGUCCGCAGGGGCUGCGGAGGAUGGUUCCAUAGGGGCUGCGACCCGAGACGACUUCCUGGGCCAGGUGGACGUACCUCUGAGUCACCUUCCGACGGAAGACCCAACCAUGGAACGACCAUAUACAUUUAAGGACUUCCUGCUCAGGCCGAGGAGUCACAAAUCCCGUGUGAAGGGGUUCCUGCGGCUGAAAAUGGCCUACAUGCCCAAAAACGGGGGCCAGGAUGAGGAGAACAGCGAGCCCAGGGACGACAUGGAGCAUGGGUGGGAAGUGGUCGACUCCAAUGAUUCAGCUUCGCAGCAUCAGGAGGAACUGCCACCCCCACCGCUGCCCCCUGGCUGGGAGGAGAAAGUGGACAACUUGGGCCGGACAUACUACGUCAACCACAACAACCGCACCACUCAGUGGCACCGGCCGAGCUUGAUGGAUGUGUCCUCCGAGUCGGACAACAACAUCAGGCAGAUCAACCAGGAGGCAGCACACCGCCGCUUCCGCUCCCGCAGACACAUCAGCGAGGACCUGGAGCCCGAGCCUUCCGAGGGCGGAGAGGGACCCGAGCCCUGGGAGACCAUUUCCGAAGAAGGGAAUCUGACUGGUGAUUCGCUGGGGCUGGCCGUGCCCCCACCGCCUGCCUCCCCCGUGAACCGGACCAGCCCCCAGGAGCUAUCUGAGGAGCUCAGCAGAAGGCUUCAGGUCACUCCUGACUCCAACGGGGAACAGUUCAGUUCCCUCAUUCAGCGAGAGCCCUCCUCCAGGCUGCGGUCCUGCAGCGUCACCGAUGCCGUCGCGGAGCAGGCCCAUCUACCACCGCCCAGUACCCCAACUAGGAGAGCACGUUCGUCAACUGUCUCGGGUGGUGAGGAGCCAACGCCAUCAGUGGCCUAUGUACACACCACGCCGGGCCUUCCUUCAGGUUGGGAAGAAAGAAAAGAUGCUAAGGGACGCACAUACUAUGUCAAUCAUAACAAUCGAACCACAACUUGGACACGACCUAUCAUGCAGCUUGCAGAAGACGGCGCCUCGGGAUCGGCUGCCAACAGUAGCAACCACCUAAUCGAGCCUCAGAUCCGCCGGCCUCGUAGCCUCAGUUCGCCAACAGUAACUUUAUCUGCCCCACUGGAGGGUGCCAAGGACUCACCCAUACGUCGGGCUGUGAAAGACACCCUUUCCAACCCACAGUCCCCACAGCCAUCACCCUACAACUCCCCCAAACCACAACACAAAGUCACCCAGAGCUUCCUGCCGCCUGGCUGGGAAAUGAGGAUAGCGCCCAACGGCCGGCCCUUCUUCAUUGACCAUAACACAAAGACCACGACGUGGGAAGAUCCACGCCUGAAAUUUCCCGUUCACAUGCGGUCAAAGGCAUCUUUAAAUCCCAAUGACCUUGGCCCACUUCCUCCUGGCUGGGAAGAGAGGAUUCAUUUGGACGGCCGGACGUUCUAUAUCGAUCACAAUAGCAAAAUCACUCAGUGGGAAGACCCGAGACUGCAGAAUCCAGCCAUUACUGGUCCGGCUGUUCCUUACUCCAGAGAGUUUAAACAAAAAUACGACUAUUUUAGGAAGAAAUUAAAGAAGCCGGCUGAUAUUCCCAACAGGUUUGAAAUGAAGCUUCACAGAAAUAACAUAUUCGAAGAAUCCUACAGGAGAAUCAUGUCAGUGAAGAGGCCAGAUGUCCUGAAAGCAAGACUGUGGAUAGAAUUCGAAUCUGAGAAAGGGCUGGACUACGGAGGUGUGGCCCGAGAGUGGUUCUUCCUGCUGUCCAAAGAGAUGUUCAACCCCUACUAUGGUCUCUUUGAGUACUCGGCCACGGACAACUACACACUUCAGAUCAACCCCAACUCUGGGCUCUGUAAUGAAGAUCACCUGUCCUACUUCACUUUCAUUGGAAGAGUUGCUGGUCUGGCUGUGUUUCACGGGAAACUCUUGGAUGGUUUCUUCAUUCGCCCAUUUUACAAGAUGAUGCUGGGGAAGCAGAUAACCCUGAAUGACAUGGAAUCUGUGGACAGUGAAUACUACAACUCUUUGAAGUGGAUCUUAGAAAAUGACCCCACUGAACUGGACCUCAUGUUCUGCAUAGAUGAAGAGAACUUCGGGCAGACCUAUCAAGUGGAUUUGAAGCCUAAUGGGUCAGAAAUAAUGGUGACAAAUGAAAACAAAAGGGAAUACAUUGACUUGGUCAUCCAGUGGAGGUUCGUGAAUCGGGUCCAGAAGCAGAUGAACGCCUUCCUGGAGGGAUUCACAGAGCUCCUUCCCAUUGAUCUGAUCAAAAUUUUUGAUGAAAAUGAGCUGGAGUUGCUCAUGUGUGGCCUUGGAGAUGUUGACGUGAACGACUGGAGACAGCAUUCCAUCUACAAGAAUGGCUACUGUCCAAACCACCCCGUCAUCCAGUGGUUCUGGAAGGCCGUGCUGCUGAUGGAUGCAGAGAAGCGAAUCCGGUUACUGCAGUUUGUCACUGGCACAUCCCGGGUACCCAUGAACGGAUUUGCUGAACUCUAUGGUUCCAAUGGGCCUCAGCUGUUUACAAUAGAGCAAUGGGGAAGUCCUGAGAAGCUGCCCAGAGCUCACACCUGCUUUAAUCGCCUCGACUUACCUCCCUACGAGACCUUCGAAGACUUACGAGAGAAGCUUCUCAUGGCCGUGGAAAAUGCCCAGGGCUUCGAGGGGGUGGAUUAAGCAGCCCUUGGCGGCAGCGGAGGUGGCCUUCCACCCAUCCAUCCGUCCGUCGGGCAAAUUCCACUUGCGCUUUUGCGUUUGCCCAACUGACUUUGCAGAGCCCAUGGCCGAGGAGCAGCUGCGUGGCCAGGCUCCCAACGCUGAGCCUUGGCUCGGGCCCAAGCCCAAACCUGGCCGUGGGCCCCUAGCCCCAGCUCGCGUUCCUGCCUCGUCCACCACACGUGAUCAGCUGGUUGAUGUGUACGCUAAUUACAUUUCAGGAGAACUGACUAUUUAUGUUGUGCCUGUGCAGGCAAAACCCUUAAUAAAUAUUUUGCAUACUUUCUAAUGACAAUGAAUGGAAUUAAUCACUCUACAGGUAUAGUAUUACAACUCAUGUUUACUUUUUAAAAAUGAUUCAGACCGAUUUUCACAUUUUAUUUCACUACUAUUAAAGAUGUCUCAUGUACUUGGAAAA
Messenger RNA from Ochotona princeps (American pika), 4461 nucleotides. It is a transcript of the gene NEDD4L, whose product is annotated as NEDD4 like E3 ubiquitin protein ligase. The coding region runs from base 561 to 4004 and encodes 1147 amino acids. Gene Ontology annotation, biological process: regulation of dendrite morphogenesis; ubiquitin-dependent protein catabolic process. Gene Ontology annotation, molecular function: protein binding; sodium channel inhibitor activity; ubiquitin protein ligase activity. The record is from RefSeq and is a predicted model, not a curated record. Lineage: Eukaryota; Metazoa; Chordata; Mammalia; Lagomorpha; Ochotonidae. The transcript has 27 exons.